Messenger RNA from Danaus chrysippus (African queen), 1149 nucleotides. NCBI's taxonomy places the organism in Eukaryota, Metazoa, Arthropoda, Insecta, Lepidoptera, Nymphalidae. The record is from the annotation of a GenBank genome assembly.
AUGAGCAGGCCUCAAGGCGGACGAAUCCAAGUCCCGGAUGACCUUAGAGAGAUCUUACUAGAAUUCACCAUAAGUUAUCUAUUGGAGCAGCCGGGAGACGUUAUCAACUACGCUGUUGAGUUCUUCACAAGGUUACAGAACAAUCGGACCACUACGAUAGUGCGAGGUCCGUCGGCGGGCACUCCCGAUGAAUCCAUAAUAUCAGAUGAAGAAGAGCCGCCGGUGGCGCGCUUCAAUAAUCGUCGUAAAUCCGUGUUCGCUGAGACCUACGACCCAGAAGAAGAUGAUUCUGAUGAAGGGGCUCCGGCAGUGUUCCCUAAAUCUGAUGCUCAAAGAGCCCGCCUGGCUGAUGCUGUACGCGGUAUACUACUCUUCCGCUCAUUAGAUGCUCAGCAGAUGCAACAAGUGUUGGACGCGAUGUUUGAGAAGCGUUCAGAGCCCGGCGAAUAUGUUAUCCGUCAGGGCGAUGAUGGUGAUAACUUCUACGUCAUAGAAAACGGAGUAUUUGAUGUACUGGUUACGGGAGACGAUGGCGUGGAGAAGGUGGUCCACACAUACGAGGGCUCCGGUUCUUUCGGUGAGCUAGCCCUGAUGUACAACAUGCCCCGCGCGGCGUCCGUGCGCGCGACCUCGCCCGGCGCGCUGUGGGCCAUGGACCGCCACACCUUCCGCCGCAUACUGCUCAAGAGCGCCUUCAAGAAGCGCAAGCUGUACGAGGAGCUGCUCGACAAGGUGCCCAUGCUGAAGGCGCUCCAGUCGUACGAGCGCGCCAAUCUGGCGGACGCCCUCCUGCCUCGCACCCUGAUCGACGGGGAGCUGAUCAUCCGUCAAGGAGACACGGCUGACGGGAUGUACUUCGUGGAGGACGGCUCCGUCAGCAUCCGUAUCGCGAGGGAUGAUGGAAACGAGCACGAGAUCAAGAGACUUGGUAAGGGAGGUUACUUUGGCGAGCUGGCUCUAGUAACCCAUAAGCCUAGAGCUGCUUCCGCUUACGCUGUUGGACCCACGAAGGUCGCAUUCCUGGACGUGGAGACGUUCGAGCGCCUGCUGGGUCCCUGUAUGGAGAUCAUGAAGCGGAACAUUGACGACUACGAGGAGCAGCUCGUGAAGCUGUUCGGAGACAAGAGCAACCUCACCGACGUGCGAUGA